AUGGCAUCUCAACGCAAUCGGAAUGCCCGCGGCCCCAACAGAAAUGGGGGUCAAGGAGAGGAAUUUCAACUGUGGCAGAGCAUCAAAGAAGAACUACGCACUUUUGUCGAACUACAAAACGCAGAUAACGACAACGUGCAGAAGAUUAUUACUCAAGAUACGUUUAUGGCACAGAACACAAAAAUAAUAAAUAGCGAAGCUGAAGAGCGCAAGCAAGAAGAAUUCUUUCGAAGAGGAGUUCGGUCAUCUGAGGCGGUUUCCGAAUGCAUCAAGACACUCAUAGGGAAUCUUGAACUGAUACGGGCCAUUCAGAAAGGGAAGGAGGAAGAGGCAGAGCAGAAACCCGUUUUGCCAACACCGUCCCGGUCUAAAAGAGACCCUUACGAUUUUGAUGGCCUUGGCGAUGAGCCUGACCAAGACCAGAACAGCAAUCACGCCCAAAAGUUUGGGAGUGGUGGAAGUGGAAAUGGUGCAAUCAUCGGAGGUGGAGGCAGUGAUCGUCCUGGAAACCGCGAUAGUCUCCCUCCUCGCGGCGGAGACCGUGACACUCCAGUCAAAGCUGACAGCGUCGAGCCACAAGGGUCAGGGAGCAGUGUGGCCUCGGCCGUACAGCGAUCCAAAGUAAUGUUUGUCAAAGGGCAAGACGUCGUGUUCAAACCUUCGAAAGCAGCCAAUCCAAACGAAACGACAGAGUGGUUCUUGGGAAAAGUUCAGCAAGUUCUUGGCGAGGGCAAGUCGCGGCGAUACAAAGUCAAAGAUGAAGACCCAGAUGUCGCUCCUGAAUUGCGCCAGGAGUAUCGCACGAGUGCCAGCAACAUGAUACCUCUUCCUCCGCCAGGUCAAGAGUUGUUAGAAUUAGAGCGAGGGAAGACUGUGUUGGCAUUGUAUCCUGAUAGCACGACCUUCUACAAGGCAGAGGUCAUGAACACUGAUAAGGAAACUGGAAAGGUAAAUUUACGAUUCGAAGGCGAAGAGAACUCAGGAACACUUCAAGAGGUAGAAAGACGCUUUGUUGUUGAAUACCGCAAUUGA
This is a messenger RNA of Grosmannia clavigera kw1407, 1032 nucleotides long. RefSeq names its product saga complex component. The record is from RefSeq and is a predicted model, not a curated record. Gene Ontology annotation, cellular component: SAGA complex. The transcript is spliced from 2 exons. Lineage: Eukaryota; Fungi; Ascomycota; Sordariomycetes; Ophiostomatales; Ophiostomataceae. Bases 1 to 1032 code for a protein of 343 amino acids.